Molecule: messenger RNA, 1905 nt
Organism: Gastrolobium bilobum
Lineage: Eukaryota; Viridiplantae; Streptophyta; Magnoliopsida; Fabales; Fabaceae
Product: AP2-like ethylene-responsive transcription factor ANT
Exons: 9
Coding region: 1-1905 (634 amino acids)
Biological process (GO): regulation of DNA-templated transcription
Molecular function (GO): DNA binding; DNA-binding transcription factor activity
Source: RefSeq, a predicted model, not a curated record
AUGAAGCCCAUAGGAACUAGUAGUACCUUUAACGUUAACGAUCAAAAUAACUGGUUGGGUUUCUCCCUCUCUCCCCAAAUGGAUAUAGGUGUUUCUUCACAACCUCAUCACCAUCUUCAGACACAGCCUUCCUCUGCUGCUGCUGAAGCAGUUCCACCAAGCUUUUACCACCCUACACAUCUUCAUAACUAUGGCUUUUACUAUGGACUGGAAGGUGAAAAUGUUGGAUUGUAUUCAGCCUUGCCUGUCAUGCCCCUCAAAUCCGAUGGCUCGCUCUAUGGAAUAGAAGCUCUGAGUAAAUCACAAGCACAAGCAGUGACAACUACUUCAACACCAAAACUAGAAAAUUUCUUAGGUGACCAGACAAUAGCGACCCCUAACUAUGAAUGCAACACCAGAGAAGCAACGCCUCUGAGCUUAGAUAACCUAAAUCAUGUACAAGAGAAUAUCAGGCAACAACAAUUCUCAUAUUAUUCUGCCUUAAGAAAUCAUGAUGUGAUGUUAGAAGGGUCCAAGCAAAAUCAGACUUCAGAAAGUCUCCAGCACCCAAAUAUGGCCGAGGAUGAAAUUUUUGGUCUGAAGAGCUGGGUCUCAAGGGACUUUCCUACUAGCCAUGCACAGGAUUCAAAGAUGAUUGUUCCUGUGGAGGAUAAUGGAGGUGAAUCAGGGUCCAUCGGAUCAAUGAUAUAUGGGGAUUUACAUUCAUUGAGCUUGUCCAUGAGUCCUGACUCACAAUCGAACUGUGUCACUUGUUCACAACAGACAGCAACUACUCUCAUUGAUUCUGUUGUCAUUGACAGGAAGAAAAGAGGGCCUGAGAUGGUGGACCAGAAUAAGAAGCAAAUCGUUCACAGGAAAUCCAUUGAUACCUUUGGUCAAAGAACAUCUCAAUAUAGAGGUGUAACAAGGCAUCGGUGGACUGGUAGAUAUGAAGCUCAUCUAUGGGAUAAUAGCUGCAAGAAAGAGGGCCAAGGCAGGAAAGGAAGGCAAGUUUAUCUAGGGGGUUAUGAUAUGGAAGAAAAAGCUGCAAGAGCUUAUGAUCUGGCCGCACUCAAGUAUUGGGGACCCUCCACUCAUAUAAAUUUCCCUUUGGAAAAUUAUCAAAACGAACAUGAGGAAAUGAAGAACAUGACCAGACAAGAAUGUAUUGCUCAUUUACGCAGAAAAAGCAGCGGAUUCUCAAGAGGGGCUUCCAUGUACAGAGGAGUAACAAGACACCAUCAACAUGGAAGGUGGCAAGCUCGAAUUGGGAGAGUGGCUGGAAACAAAGAUCUAUAUCUUGGAACCUUUAGUACACAAGAGGAAGCAGCUGAAGCCUACGACAUUGCUGCUAUAAAAUUCCGAGGAGUUAAUGCUGUUACUAACUUUGAUAUAACAAGAUACGAUGUGGAAAAAAUUAUGGCUAGCAAUGACCUUCUUAGCAGUGAACUAGCUAGACGGAACAGAGAGAUGGGCGGUGGAAAUGGGAACGAGGCUAGUAACCAUAAACCUUCUACUAUAUAUGAUGACACUCAAGAAGCCAUUCUAAUGCAGAAGAGCUGCAAAAGCCAAUCAGAGUUGAAGAUGGUUCUCUAUCAAUCCUCCCAACAAAUUGAGAGUUGCAGAACUGAUCAGUCUUUCUCGAUGGCUUUAGAUAACAUAUUUCAUCAAGAAGUAGAGGAAUUGAGUAAGAUUGGAUCAAAUAUGUCAAAUCCUUCUUCGCUUGCAACAAGCUUGAGCAGUUCAAGAGAAGAAAGCCCAGAUAAGACAAGCUUGCCAAUGCUCUUUGGAAUGCCUUCAACAACGUCUAAAUUAUUAGCUACCCUUCCAACUAGUAACGUGGAUUCUUGGGAGCCAUUAGCACAUCUCAGGCCUGCGCUUUCGUUGCCUCAGAUGCCAGUUUUUGCUGCUUGGACCGAUUCAUAA